This is a messenger RNA of Fusarium subglutinans, 945 nucleotides long. Its product is annotated as ycgG. NCBI's taxonomy places the organism in Eukaryota, Fungi, Ascomycota, Sordariomycetes, Hypocreales, Nectriaceae. The coding region runs from base 1 to 945 and encodes 314 amino acids. The transcript has 2 exons. The record is from RefSeq and is a predicted model, not a curated record.
AUGCAGCUUGCAUUCAAUGCCGUCAUCUUGUUCAUUGCCGUUAUGGUAGUGACUAGGCUAAUACAAUUUCGAAAAGCCUCUAUCAAUCAGCUCGUAAAGAAGUUGAGAUAUCUCACGAAUGGCUCCAAACUCAGGACACCAGUGUCGAUACAGGAGGAAGCCGCCUUAUACACCCAUGGCGUUAAUGAAACCCGAUUAUUUCCAUUAGCAGAACUGUUGACGAGAAAUGAGGUUGAGACUCGGUUCGACAAGGAUACUUGGCAAGGCCUUGCGUAUCAAGAUUUCAAAAGCACAAUAUUAGCUAAGGGAAGCGGCAUGAAGACCUUUCCUUGCGUAUACGCCACCAUGGGAUAUCGAUCAGACGACCAUCGCUAUGUAUUCCUCGAGUCAGACAACCCAUCCGAGCCUCGUAACGUACGCAAGGUAGCUCUAGCUCUGAGCGAGUAUCUUCACAUAUCGACUGCUUUGGGUCCCAACACAUCCCUCGUCAUCAUUGGCGCCCCCUCUGAAAAUCAGCGUACCGUCGAAGAGCAUAACCGGACAUUCUGGGACAUGCUUCGAGGCCUUCGAAUCUGUGAUCCAAGACCUUGGCCAGAGGACAUCCCGCAAGACACAGAGGAUGCUAAGUGGACUUUUUGCUUCAAUGGAGAGCCCGUUUUUCCGGUCAUGUUAACGCCGGCACACCAAAAACGCUGGAGUAGACAUAUGAGUGUGCCUGUAAUCGCCCUGCAGCCGAAGUGGGUGCUGGAUAAUCUGCUCGGAACUCCUGAGAAGCGAAAAUCUGCACAGAGCAAAGUUCGCAAUCUGUUGCAGAAGUAUGAUACGAUAGGCGUCAGUCCAGAUCUGACCGCUUACGGUGCAGUUGGCACUAGCGAGGCCCGCCAGCUAUGUCUACAGGACAAGAACGAAUCGGUCCAAUGCCCAUACCGCAACUUUGAUAGCUAA